AUGUCAACAUCAAGUCAAAAUAAUGGGAAGAAGAGUUCCAACAGCUCUAUUGUCAACACACCUUCCAGUACUCCUGUCACACACAUAGCCAAUGGUAGUACACAGAUGAAUGUUCAAAAUUCUCCUCCUCCAAACAAUGCUCCUAAAUAUGGCACCCUGGUACCGAACAGAAUCUUCGUGGGCGGCAUAUCGGCGAACACCACCGAAGGCGAGCUGAUGCAGCUGUUCAGCAGCUACGGCACCGUCAAGGCGGCGAAGAUCAUCCAGGACAGGGCCGGCGUGUCCAAGGGGUACGGUUUCAUCACCUUCGAGAGCGAGGACGACGCGAAGAGGCCGCUGCGGGAGGCCGAGAACAUCGUGCUCAGAGAGAGGAAGUUGAACAUUGCGCCGGCCAUCAAGAAACAACCUUUCAGCCGAGCCUUCGACGCUUCCAGUCCGACGGCGGUGGCGGCCGGCAAUCCGGCCCCUUUUUUCUUUCCGCCUGGGGCGGCGGUGCCCUACUUCCAGGGCGGGGUGGCCUACUACCCGCAACCCAACCCCGCCGCUCCUGGCGAUAUGAACGGCCAGCAGCCUGUGUACCAACCUCCUGCAGUGUAUCCGACACAAACCGGCCCACCCCAGACUGCCGCUUACCCUUCUAUGAUGUUCCCAGCACAGACUAUCUACAUGCCCCAGCAAUAUCCCAUGCCUAUGCCGUACGAUUACAACUUUUACCAAACCAACGGCGGACCACCUUCCACCCAGUAUCUGCUUGGGAAUCAAGGGGGCCCCGGAGGCCCACAAUGUGCCCCCAUGCAGCCUUCUACUAGCCCACCGAGACCGCCAUGCUAUAGCCAACAGAUGCCAGCUUACAACCCCGCCGACUCCAUGUUCUACAACCUACCUGUUUAUGGUGCCACAUUAGAGGGACCACCCAUUUACAGUGAAGCUUAUGACAUGGCCGCCACUGGACCCUACACAGAGGACAACUACAACCAUAACCACAUGGCCGACAACACACCACAAGAUAACGAAUCGUCCACCGCCCAAAACACCACUCAAAACAACAAUAAUCACCACCAUCUCUCGAACAAUCAGCUCGGCAACGACAAACCAACGCCGCGACAAACUGAAGACGUUCCUCACCGAAGAAACUCGCACACGCCGGUCGUUUCUCUCCUCUCCAUCGAUCAGCAACAAGAGAAGGACUACUCCUCAAUGCAAAGCGGCCGGCGGCGCAAACCACCCCCUCCACACAACCCCCUCCCCGUCUAUCACACGAACGGCUACGACCAUCGCAAAUCACCCUCUAUAAAAGUAUCAAAAAAGUGGAAGAGUAUCAGAAAAAUGUAUUUCUUCAACAAACAUUUAUCCAAGAAAUCUAAAAUUAUUUCAAUUUCAUCAACUUUGGAAGGAUAUUAUUUUUUAAUGUACGAUCACCUCCAGAAAGCUCGGUACACUUUUUUGAGUCACCCUGUAUAA
Molecule: messenger RNA, 1461 nt
Organism: Phaedon cochleariae (mustard beetle)
Lineage: Eukaryota; Metazoa; Arthropoda; Insecta; Coleoptera; Chrysomelidae
Source: the annotation of a GenBank genome assembly